Triticum urartu is the source of this 1874-nucleotide messenger RNA. Its product is annotated as pentatricopeptide repeat-containing protein At1g33350. Gene Ontology annotation, biological process: RNA modification. The record is from RefSeq and is a predicted model, not a curated record. NCBI's taxonomy places the organism in Eukaryota, Viridiplantae, Streptophyta, Magnoliopsida, Poales, Poaceae. Gene Ontology annotation, molecular function: protein binding; RNA binding.
UGGUCCGAUGCAGCCCAACUUGCUCGACCGAGCCAACGCCUCGCCGAAGCAGGAAGUUUCACGGUCCAGCAGUCCCGCCCCAAUUCCAAACCGAAGCGGCCGCGCCGGCGUCGCGCCGCUCACGACGCCGGACCCCUACUCGCCAUGUCCCUUCCUCACCACCUCGCCGCCGGCGAACUCCUCACCGCCCUCCGCGGCGCCUCUUGCGGCUCCUCGGCCCUCCGAUUGUACUCCCUCCUCCGCAUCCACCUCCCCCCCUCAGACCCCUCCUUGGCUGGGCGCGCCGCCGUCUUCGCCCUCAAGCCCCUCUCCGCCGCCGGCUCCCUCCCUCUCCUCUCCCACUUCCACGCGCACCUCAUCAGGUCCAACCUCCUCGCCUACCCCCAGGUCGCCUCAUCGCUCCUUCGUUCCUAUUCACUCCUCUCCCCUGCGGUCGCCCACCACCUGUUCGAUCAAAUGCCCCCUGCCACUUCCAACCUGUUUGUUGUCAACGUAAUGCUUUCGUCCCUGUGCCGUUCCUCUGACCUCGCCUCCGCACGUCUAUUCUUUGACGACAUCCCCGACAAGGACAUCGUCUCUUGGUCGACCAUGCUCGCUUGCUAUUUGUCCAAUAAGAGCGUAGCUGAUGGCCUUGCCUUCUUCCGCACAAUGACAUUCACCACCACACUUGCUCCAGAUUAUGUAAUGCUUGUCACCGUCCUCACAGGCUGUGCGGCGGCUGGCUUGCUGCAGCCGUUCUGCAGAUCCAUUCACGGGUAUAUUGUGCGGCGCCAGGCAGUCAGUAUGCACUUUGGGACAUCGCUUAUUGAUUGCUAUGCGAAGAUUGGCCGUCUCGAUUAUGCUUCCCGUGUCUUUGCGCGGGUGCCCUCCAGGAAUGUGAUGCACUGGACUGCAAUGAUUUGUGGGAUGGCUAUGCAUCUGCAUUAUGACGAGGCUAUCCAGCUGUUUGAGGAGAUGCGCCGGCAAGGAGUGCGACCGAAUGAGAUGACAUUCACUGCCGUGCUCAGUGUAUGCGGGCAUGCUGGACUGGUGGAGCAAGGGAGAGAGUUCUUUAAACUUAUGGUUGAGGAAUAUGACCUUGAGCCAACUAUACAUCACUACGGGUGCAUGGUUGAUAUCUUUGCAAAGGCAGGUCAGUUGGAAGAUGCUUAUGAUGUUAUCAAGACCAUGAGAGUGGAGCCAAAUAUCAUCAUCUGGACUUCGUUGCUAGCGGCUUGCAAGAGGCUUAAGAAUUUUGACAUUGCAAUGGAGGGACUAGAGAAAGUAUUGGCAAUGGAGAUAUCUGAUGAAAAUGCUGGAUUAUAUACUCUUAUGUCUGACCUGUAUGCCAUGGGUGGGCGGUGGGAUGAUGUGUUGAAGGUUAGGAGAUUGAUGGAGGAACAUAAUGUGCGGAACAACAGAGGGUCGAGCUCCAUUAAGGCGGGCAAACCACCUGGCUUGAUUGUUCCUGCCGUCAGUUGAUCUUUUGCUCGGUUCAACGUCUGCAAAGUUUUGGGUUGAAUUGUUGGAUGAUACUCUUUUUGUUAGACUUGCCACAGAUGUAUUCAGCGGAUAGUUCCACACGUUGGUUGAUGAAAUCCAGCUGGGCCUUGUGGGAAUGAGCGGAAUGAAUACAAAUUUCCGGUCUAAUCUCCUGCAAUAUUGUGUUGAGGACUGGAGAUAAGAGAUAAAGAUUUCUUGGAGUACCUUGCUGCUUAUGGCUUCAUGAGCUCCUUUCUUGCCAUUUUGGCCGUUCAGAGAGGACUGAAUGCAGACUAACAGUGGGGUGUCGGGACAGCGACCGAAAAAGCCAUUUGAUCCUAUGAUAGUAUUUGUCAGGCGGUUUGUUGCUAACAAUGUGCAGCCCUAAGUGUUUCAAAUAAACUCUGCAACGU